This is a messenger RNA of Meleagris gallopavo (turkey), 982 nucleotides long. It is a transcript of the gene ATP6V1G1, whose product is annotated as ATPase H+ transporting V1 subunit G1. Gene Ontology annotation, molecular function: proton-transporting ATPase activity, rotational mechanism; ATP hydrolysis activity. The record is from RefSeq and is a predicted model, not a curated record. Gene Ontology annotation, cellular component: vacuolar proton-transporting V-type ATPase, V1 domain; vacuolar proton-transporting V-type ATPase complex; synaptic vesicle membrane. Gene Ontology annotation, biological process: synaptic vesicle lumen acidification. NCBI's taxonomy places the organism in Eukaryota, Metazoa, Chordata, Aves, Galliformes, Phasianidae.
GGGCUUGGUCACGUGAGGCGGUGACGCGGUGACGUCAGACGUCGGCUGGGAGCGGAGGGUCGCCAUGGCCAGCCAGUCGCAGGGCAUCCAGCAGCUGCUGCAGGCCGAGAAGCGCGCUGCUGAGAAGGUGGCUGAGGCCCGCAAGCGAAAGAAUCGGAGGCUGAAGCAGGCAAAAGAAGAAGCCCAGGCAGAGAUUGAGCAGUACCGCCUGCAGAGGGAGAAGGAAUUCAAAGCCAAGGAAGCAGCGGCGCUUGGAUCUCAUGGCAGCUGUACUACUGAAGUCGAGAAGGAGACCCAGGAAAAGAUGAGUGUAAUCCAGCAGAACUUCCAGAAGAACCGUGAGGUGGUCCUCUCCCAGCUGCUGUCUCUGGUGUGUGACAUCAAACCUGAAAUCCACGUGAAUUACCGCAUCAACGGGUAGUGCAGGAAGGAGGAACAAAGCAUACCAGGAACGCUGGCAGAAACAUUUGAGCUUGGGGUGGAAUGUACAGCUCAUAGCCAUACUGUAAUUGUUCUUCUUGUAGAGGUGUUACGUUAUUUCAGUGAGUUGUAGGUCAGUAUUUCGUUGACUUCUGUUAGUUUCUUUCUAGAUUGAGAGCUUAUCCAGUCGUUAAAUGGACAUGUCUCAAAUCUGUGCUAAGUUAUUAAGUAUAUAUUCAAGUUGGCAGAUUAAUGCUCCCUGUUUUCUGGAUAGUAUUCAAAGAAAGGCUGUCCUCUGAGAAGCAGAAAGGGGAAAGCUGACCUGAGUCUGUAACCUGGACCUAUGUAUUCUUGUUCACUAAAAUGCAUUUUUUCAGUGUGUUGUUAGCAUUUGUGCAAGGUUAAACUUCAUAAGAAUUCUCUGGCUGUACAGUGCUGGCUGAUAAUGUUCAGGUGCUUGAGUUUCUCUGUAUUGAAUAUCCUCUGUAUAUUCUGCUGUUAGCUUGAGUUACAAGUCUGGCACUAUGACACUUGAAAGUAAAAACCUCUACUUAACUCAAAA